This is a messenger RNA of Alligator mississippiensis (American alligator), 2568 nucleotides long. RefSeq names its product claudin-9. The transcript has a single exon. Lineage: Eukaryota; Metazoa; Chordata; Crocodylia; Alligatoridae. Gene Ontology annotation, molecular function: structural molecule activity. Bases 1319 to 1969 code for a protein of 216 amino acids. Gene Ontology annotation, cellular component: plasma membrane; bicellular tight junction. Gene Ontology annotation, biological process: cell adhesion; bicellular tight junction assembly. The record is from RefSeq and is a predicted model, not a curated record.
CUGCCGCACAGCCUGGCGCUGGCCGAGCUGCAGGCCACGGACCUGGGCUCCCGCCACGGCGCAGCCCUCCGACUCCCAGAUCUCUUGUCCCUGGGACCCGGUUCUGAUUGGACCUGUCUCCUGGGCCAGGGUCUUGGCCCUUUCUGAUUGGACCCAUUUCCCUGACCCGGCUGGUUCUGGAAGGACGGUCUCCUGGGCCAGGGUUUCAACCGGCUCCGAUUGGACCUGUCUCCUGGACUCGUAGCACAGCUAGUUCUGAUUGGACCCAUUUUCCUGACUCGCCUGGGUCUGGAAGGCUACAUCUCGGCUUCAGCCUUUACCUGUUCUGAUUGGACCUGUCUCCUGGACCCACCUGGUUCUGAAAAGACCCAUCUUCUGGGCCUAGGUCUUGGCCGGUUCUGACUGGACCCAUUUUCCAGAGCCACCACCCAGCUGGUUCUGAUUGGACCUUUCUCUUGGACCCACUCACUGACUGGUUCUGAUAGGAUCCGUCUCCUGGACCCACCUGGUUCUGUAUGGGCCCACCUUGGCCGGGUCUGAUCCGACAAGAUUCCUGGACCCAGUUCUAGAAGAUCCUGGAUUUGUCUCUUGGCUGGUUCUGAUUGGACCCCUCUCCCAGGCCAUCUGCCGGUCUCUUCUGAUUGGACCCUUCUCCUGAACUGGUAGCCCAGCCGGUUCCAAUUGGACCCAUCUCCUGGCCCCACCAGGGUCCCGGUAAGGCACCACCCCCUCCCACCAGGCCCCACCUCUGUGGCUUCAUCCGACCCCUCCUGACCCCACCCAGAACUGCCCCCCAGACCAACCCCCACCCCAGACUCAGCUGCUCCCAGUGGGCCUGGCCAGCCCCACGUGGGCUCCAUCUGUCUCUCUGCCUACGGAGCUCUGGAGAAGACCCCUGGCAAGGACUCUUCCAUUGGUCGUGUUGGUCAUCUGUCCAUUCAACCCAAAGUCCAUCCAUCCACCCACUCCAACUGGUGUCUCUCCAAAGGUCUUCAGCGUCCCGGCAAGGACUCAUACAUUGGUCGUGUUGGUCAUCCAUCCACCUAUCCACCCACCCACUCAACUGGUGUCUCUCCAAAGAUCUCCAACAUCCCAGCAAGGACUCUUCCAUUGGUCUCAUUGGUCAUCCAUCCACCCAUCCAACUGGUGUCUCUCCACAGAAGACCUCCAGCAUCCCAGCAAAGACUCUUCCUUGGUCCUAUUGGUCUUCCAUCUGCCCAACCCAACAUCCAUCCCUGCCUCGUGUCUCCGUGAAGACUUCCAGCUCCCCAACAAAAACUCUCCCAUUGGUUGAUUGGCCACCUCCUGUCCCCCAGUGAUGGCAUCGGCAGGGCUGGAGCUCUUGGCCAUGAGCUUGGCCAUCCUUGGCUGGCUGGGAGCCAUCAUUGCCUGUGCCCUGCCCAUGUGGAAGGUGACGGCCUUCAUCGGCAACAACAUUGUGGUGGCCCAGAUCAUCUGGGAGGGGCUGUGGAUGAACUGCAUUGUGCAGAGCACGGGGCAGAUGCAGUGCAAGGUUUACGACUCCAUGCUGGCACUGCCCCAGGACCUCCAGGCCGCUCGUGCCCUCAUGGUGGUGUCUGUGCUCCUGGCUGUGGCUGCCCUCCUAAUUGGCAUCAUGGGGGCCCAGUGUACCAACUGCGUGGAGGAUGAGGUCUACAAGGCCCGGGUGAUCAUCGUGGCAGGCGCCCUCUUCGUCACCUCAGGCCUCCUCUGCCUCAUCCCGGCCUGUUGGUCAGCCAACUCUAUCAUCCAGGACUUCUACAACCCCCUCGUGGCUGAUGCGCUGAAGCGGGAGCUGGGCGCUGCCCUCUAUCUGGGCUGGGCGGCCGCCGCCCUCCUGAUCCUGGGUGGGGCGCUGCUGUGCUGCUCCUGCCCCCCGCGCCGUGAGCGGUACCCACCCCGCCUGGGCUACAGUGGCCCCAGCCGGUCAGGGGCCAGCGGUGGGGGGGAUAAGAGGGACUAUGUGUGAGGGCCGGGGUAGGGGGUGAAGGGGAAGGGGCAGGAUGGGGAAGGAGUGGAGAGGAUGGAUGGAUGGAUGGAUGGAUGGAUGGAUGGGUGAGUGAGCGAGCAAGCGAGUGUAAAAGAAAAAGGAUGGAGUGUGGAUGGAUGGAGGGAUGAGUCCUGGGAUGUAUGGAUGGAUGUCUAUGGGGAUGGAUGGAUGGACAGAUGGAGAGGUGCCUAUGGAAAUGGAUGAAGGGAUGGAUGGAGGGAUGGACAAAUAGAUGGGGGGAUGUGCAGAUGAAUAGAUGGAAGGAGGCAGGGAGGUAUGUCCAUGGGGAUGGAUGGAUGGAUGGAUGGAUGGAUGGAUGGAUGGAUGGAGGAGUGAAGGAGAGACUGACCAGAUGGACAGAUGUUUGGGUGGAUGGACAGAGGGAAGGCGGAUCGGUGAGUGAGCAGCAAAAAGAACGUGUGGAUGGGCGUGUGGGUGGGCGGCCAAAUGAACGAGCGAGUGGAGAAAUGGCUGCCUGGAUGAGGAGACCUGGGGGUGAGUUGAUGGAGACACAAGGGGGUCAGUGAACGCAUGAGAAGAGGGAGGGAUGGAUGGAGGGAUGGAUCAGUGAGUGGAGC